Messenger RNA from Babjeviella inositovora NRRL Y-12698, 1045 nucleotides. RefSeq lists its product as uncharacterized. Bases 220 to 825 code for a protein of 201 amino acids. NCBI's taxonomy places the organism in Eukaryota, Fungi, Ascomycota, Pichiomycetes, Serinales. The transcript has a single exon. The record is from RefSeq and is a predicted model, not a curated record.
UCAGGCAGUGGCUCAAUACUCUACACCAGAUUAAACGGUUACCUAUGGAUAUCGCGUUUCCUCUGAGAAACCAAUUCGCCAAUAACAUCCCAUUUGCAGUUUCCGGAACCAUUGAUAUUUAUUUCCCAUCUGGUAUCCAAAUCCGCAGUUUUUCCUCCUCCACCCAAUGGUCCCAUCUCCUUCCAUUCUCCGAUCUCACACCAUCUAACCUCUCGUACAAUGCGCUUGAUACUGGCUGUGUCCGAGAACAUUAUCCACAGCCGCCUUUUCACAACCACAAUGGGCGACAGUUUCCAGUUAGGCCAUCUCUACAGGCGGCUCGUGCGCUUGAGACCGUACCUCGUGGGGAAUUCCCACGCUUACCGCCACAACUACCACCAGUACAUUCGCCACAAGAUCACACAUCUACAGGAGUACAACACUCGCAGACGCAAGAUACUCGGGCUCCUAGCAUUAUCCGACAAUGAGUUGUGCGAGCGCGCGACCCGCACGCUUCAUUUCUUGCACAACGCCGCCUGCGAUGUAGCGCCGGGUCAGCCCCAGCCCUGGGAAUCCCGGAUCUUUGUGACGUUGAUGGAAAUGGAGUACUCCAAGUACCACAUCAAGAAAACCAUCCUGAGGCUUCCAGUAGACAGAUCCUACAACUGGUUCGACCGGUGCGAGGAGUAUGUCCAACUGUUAAAAGAAGCAUCCACAGAGCCUGUAACCAAGAAACGUCUCCAGGAAACAAAAAAGCAAGCGGACGCGUGCCACCCGCUCAUAGCACUCAGAGAGUACGAAAUUGGCUUGAUACGCUUUAAUGAGAGCGCCGGGUUGAUGUUGUAACGUCCUGCAGCUAAGCGGUAAUGCUUUAGCCGCCCAUCGAAAGAGGCCUAGUUUGCAAAAAGAAGCUUGUUUUGCUGGGGCCUGUAUGUUGAAACUCGCUUUACCUUGGCUUGUUUUACUGGGUCUUCUAUUAUGGAGUAGUGUGAUUUGGCUCUAAGAAUCAGAUAUGGAAUCAGAACUUCUCUGUUUUGAAUACAAAAACUGCUUCGUGGGAUUCUCA